AUGCCCUCCGCUUACAAGAGUAAGGGCAAAGGUCGCGAUGCGCGCCCGGCGCGUAGUCGCAACACAACCCCCUCAAAUGCGGGCGGUAUCCCUGCUGUUGCAGCGCCGCCGAUUCCAAGCUACCUCGAGAACGAUGUUACGAAGCUCAUUGAUCUGGCCAAUGGCCAAUACACUGAUUUACUCGACCUCGUGGCCGGCCCAAACAUUCCCGAUUCGAAGACCCUGGAGACCCUUGUGGAAUACCUGAAAAGCCUCAGUGACAUGGCAGAUGCCCGCGGAGAGGCUUGCAAUGCCGGGAUGCGGGAGAUGUCUCAGAAGAGGAAGGAAGUUAUGGAUGAUCAGGAGAUUAACCGCGAAGUUAGCGAACGUGCCAAGUUGAAGCGGGAGACCGAAGACGACGAUGAUUUGGUACACAAAGCGAAGCUGAAGAAGCGGAAAGAACGGUCAAGCACGAAAGAGGAACGGCCCUUGAGCCAUGGAGCCCACGAUCUCGCCCGGCAGGAUGGUGCUGAGACUAAGGUUGAGGGAGCGGCUUCUCCAGUUUCCAAGCACGCAAAGAACGCAGGCUCCGACGGUAGCUCCUCACUUUCACCUCCAUCCAUGCUGUCUCCCAAUGGCGCUGCUACCGGGGCCGACGGCGCAGCUGCUCCUGGCUCCCCCGACUCGGGGUCUAGCUCGGACUCUCACCAGCCCGAACCCCAGCCAGCUGUACCUCAAAUUCAGGUCUUUGGCGACAACCCGCUCAAAUUUGACGAUCCCACCGUCUACCACAUUCGCGACAUCACACCGGACAUGGGGGAUGAUGAAAAGAAGGAGAUCUACAGUGUGGCCAGCUUCCCCAAGAGCGAUCUCGCCCACAUGAUGGCCGGUGUGCCCCCGGACAAGGACUUCAGCAACGCCAAGCCAUCAAACCAGGUCAGCGCCAACACUUUCCAGACUUGGAUUGAGCCGUAUGUGCGAGCUCUUACUGAGGAGGAUAUCGCGUGGCUGAAGGAAAGAGGCGACCGUUCGAAUCCAUUCAUCAUCCCCCGUCGUGGAAAGAAGAGCUAUCGUCAGAUCUGGGCAGAGGAAGACGGGGUCUCUUAUGACCCCAAUCAGGACGAAAAGGACCAGCUCCCGUUAAACCAAGGUCGCGGCAAUAUCGACCAGUUGACUGACGACAAGACCGAAACCAACGAAGUCUCGAUCGGACCCUUGCUCAGUCGCCUAGUCUCUCUUCUCCGUUAUGAACACCGCACUCUUCCCGAUGACAGUAAUGGCUCCACUAAUGGCGAUUUGCCUGCCACCGAUGGUCUGAAUGGGGAUGCGAUGGAGAUCGACCAACCAAAUGGCAACCUGGAGACCAAAUCUUCCUCGGAGAACAAGCCCCUACCCGCGGCUACUACUUUCCGAGACGCUUCGCCAACUGGCUUCAAGACUUCUGUUGCCAAACUCGACCACGCCCAACUUGACGAGCGCGCCAAGGCAGAGCUACGAUACAUCGGAUUCCUUGGGGCCGAUGACAACCCCGAUUAUGACGCGCAUUACGAUGAUGAAGUAGCGGAGCGCCUGCGUCUCCUGCAAGGCGAGCUUAAGAAGCAGAUUAUCACCAACAAUGCGCGCAAAGCACGCAUUUUGAAGAUUGCCCAGGAGCACAUGGCUCUUCUUGAAUUCACCACCAUCCAAGAUGAUCUGGACUCUCAGGUCCAGCAAGCUUAUCUUAAGCGUACUCGUACCAUGGGCAAGAGCAAAAAGGGCUCCCAGGCCAAGCACCGUCCCGGUGCUGGUGGUGUUGCUGCAGGCGUUUCCCGCCCAGCCGUCGGUGAUGCCGCUAAGAUCGUCAUGGAUCGACGGAAGCGCUGGAACGAGGCCUUCCUGCCCAUCUUCGAGGAUAUCAAGACCACCAUUCCGUCCGAGAACGAAACAAUUUUCGAUCCCGCUACCAUGGCCGAGUACGAGAAGGCCGAAUUGGAAGCUUGGGACGAGGAGUAA
Penicillium subrubescens is the source of this 1971-nucleotide messenger RNA. Its product is annotated as histone acetyltransferase NGG1. The record is from RefSeq and is a predicted model, not a curated record. Gene Ontology annotation, molecular function: transcription coactivator activity. Gene Ontology annotation, biological process: regulation of transcription by RNA polymerase II. The transcript has 3 exons. Gene Ontology annotation, cellular component: SAGA complex. Lineage: Eukaryota; Fungi; Ascomycota; Eurotiomycetes; Eurotiales; Aspergillaceae. Bases 1 to 1971 code for a protein of 656 amino acids.